UUUCGACACCGAUGUCAUAUAAAAUGAUAUGCCAAUUUUUCAAACGUAGUACAGAUGUGAUAGAGGACUUUGUCAAAGUCAAACCAACUUCUCAUUAAACAACAUGAAAAGUUGCUAGCAUUAACAAAGAAAUGAAGACAAGGUACAUUAUUAAACACUCUUUGUCCCUUUUUUUUUAAUCAUCAUUAACCAAAGUUUCUGGAGAAUAUAGAUUAUUAUAUAUUAAGUUAUUGACUGUAGAAUCCUACAUUAAAUAAUGUUUUUUUUUUUUUUUCAUGAAGACAUUCAUGAAAGAAACUUAAGAAUAAUUUAGUUCAAGGGAUAAGAAAUUAACUUCUAUAAAAAUCUUAACACUUGACAACCUAGGAUAUUGUUCAUCAUCUUGAAGUCAUGCAGUUAAAGAAAGAUCUCCUUGUAUUUGCUACUCUUUUUUACCAUUUUUCCAUGGUUUAUGGCUGUGAUGAAACAGAAAGAGCGGCUCUAAUGAGCUUCAAAUCGUUGCUGACUGAUCCAUCUAAUCGAUUAUCUUCAUGGCAGGGCGAAAAUUGUUGCAACUGGAAAGGAAUCAAAUGCUCGAGUUCAGGUCGUGUUAUAGUUGUCAAUCUCCGGAAUCCUAAUCCGGAUAAAGUCUUGAUCAAUGUCAAUAAGGAAGUCUUUUCAUAUUCUAAAAACACGUCCGAUUUUGUCCUUAAAGGUACCAUAUCUCCAUUGCUCUUCACUCUUAACCAUAUGCAACAUCUCGACCUGAGUUUCAACAACUUCAUGUUCUCAAAGUUACCCACUGAGAUAUCAAACUUAACAAAAUUGACUUAUCUGAAUUUGUCAAAUGCCAUGUUUCAAGAUUCCAUCACCACUCAAUUCUCGAACCUCACAUCUCUAAGGUUUCUUGAUCUUUCAUGCGCUAAUAUAGUGGCUGAUUUGUCUUCUAUUUCUAUUAGCUUGACAUUACCACUAGAGUUAGAUUUUGGCUCAAUGAUUUCUUUUAUCAGAUAUGGUGAAUUGUCCAGUCCAAAUCUAAGGUGGUUAGAAGGACUCAGAGGUCUCAGAUAUUUAGUAUUGACUGGCGUUGAUCUAUCAAAGGCAUCCGAAUCAUUUCAUUGGGCUAAACCAAUAUCAAGUCUUUCGAAUCUCAUGUCACUUCAAUUGUCCAAAUGCAAAAUUUCAGGAAGAAUUCCGAUAGGGCAAUUACUUAACCUUACUAAUCUUUCUACUCUAAAAAUGAGGUCCAACGUUCUAACAUCCUCAAUACCUGAGCUACUAUCAAACCUCACAACCCUCUCGGUUCUUGAUUUUAGUGCCAAUUAUCUAGAUGGUCAUAUCCCUUACUUUCCUCAACUCGAAGAACUUUCUGUUGAUAGCAAUCCUGAUAUGACCAUAGAUCUUGUUUCAAUGUUUUCAGUCCCAUGGUCAAAGUUGACUUUUCUUGACAUAAGCUUCGCUCGGGUAGGUGGAGUGAUUCCUCCUUCUUUAAGCAACUCAACUUCAUUAACCUUUUUCCGAGCUGAUAGAUGCUCGAUACAAGGGUCUAUACCUUCUUCAGUUACAAAACUUAAGAAAUUAAGUUUCCUGAUGCUCAACGACAAUUAUAUCACAGGCCAACUUCCUGUAAACAUGUCCAGUUUAAUAAGCCUUCAACACUUAUCACUGUUACAGAAUAGUUUACAAGGGUAUAUUCCAAUUUCGAUUUGUCAUAUGCCCUCCCUGAAGUACCUGAAUUUAGAUAGGAACGAGCUAAUAGGACGUCUUCCCUUGUGCAUACUUCAGCUUCCUAAGCUUUCGCAUCUUUAUGUUCAGGAGAAUAACCUGAAUGGUGAUAUCCCACUGUCUUUGUUCCAGAAGUCAAGAUUGGAUCAAAUUAGUUUCGGACUUAGUGGAUUGUCAAUCGAAAUCGAUGAUCAAGAUCAACCCUUUGUGCAGACGUUCCAGCCCACAAUUUUGGAAUUCACAUCUUGCAACAUGAGAGGAGAAAUCCCGGAGUUCUUUUCGAAUUUAACGAGCCUCAUGGUUUUAAAUUUAGCUAACAACAGUUUAUCAGGAGCCAUACCACACUGGUUGUUCAAUCUUCCUUCCCUCUCUGUCCUAAAUUUAUUUAUGAAUAACUUCGAGGGAGCUAUACCUCCAAUGAUUCAGCUGAAAUCUUCUCCUUAUCCAACAACAAUAAAUUUAGCCAAAAACAACCUUCAAGGUCCUAUCCCUUCUAAGUUCGAGAAUGUUAAUGUCAUCGAUUUGUCACUUAACAAUUUUGUAGGCACAAUUCCAACAUGUAUAGGAGAAGUUCCCGGCAUCAGGUCCAUAUCACUAUCCGGAAACCAAAUUCAUGGUCCAAUACCUGAAUCAUUUUGCCAAGUGACUAACAUUCUCCAGGUGCUUGAUCUCUCUAAUAACAGCUUGUCAGGCACAAUUCGACGUAAUUUGGGAAACUGCAAGUCUCUCAUUUACCUUAAUCUUGGACAAAACAAGCUCACUGGAAGUGUUCCAAAAGAGAUUGAACGUGUUACAAGCCUUCGUUACCUUGACCUGAAUGGGAAUCAGUUCGAAGGAUCUUUUCCAAGAGUGAACGAAAACUUUCAAGAUUUGGAGAUUCUGAACUUGGCAGGAAAUAGAUUUGAAGGACGGAUACCAAAGUCCAUCGGUGACCUACACAGCCUCCGUAUGCUAGUUCUUGCAUCAAACACUUUCAAUGAAUCUAUCCCGGAAGGGCUAAUGAAGUUGGAAAAUCUACAAUAUAUUGGUCUAUCCAGGAACAAUCUGUCCGGUCCAAUUCCUGAGAACCUUGAUGGCUUGAAAAUGAUGACGAAAAGACAAAAUGAGGCAACCAUCUUAUUAGGUUAUGUUUACUCCUUGAUGUUCACUGGUGUUCAGCUAGAAAUAGUCACCAAAGGACAAACACAUUGGCUUGAGUCAGUGUAUUCCUACCACACUGGAUUCGACGUCUCGAGCAAUGCUCUUACUGGUAAAAUCCCUGAGAAAAUCGGCCUUUUGAGUGGAAUCCCAAUGCUGAAUCUCUCACAUAACAAUCUCUUUGGACCGAUCCCAAAGACUAUCGGUGAGAUGAUUUCACUCGAGUCGUUGGAUCUUAGCUAUAACCAAUUAACAGGUGAAAUUCCAGUGACAUUAACACUGUUAGAUUUUCUUCAGUAUCUCAACUUGUCUUAUAACAAUUUGAGCGGACGUAUUCCAAGCAAUCCACAUUUUGACACUUUGUAUCAAGAUGGAACAACAUAUAUCGGGAACAAAUACUUAUGUGGUGUUCCUGAUGGGAUGAAUUGCAGUAACAACGGACCGUCUACGACUGAAAUAACAGAGAACAGAUAUGAUCAAGAAUAUUUUCUUUUUGUUGUAGUUGUAUUCUUUGGCUAUGUAACAGGAAUUUCUGGAGUAUUUCUGCUCUUAUAUUUUAUAGGUGACAAUUGGAGGAACAAGUACUGGAGGGCAGUAGACAGAAUUGUGUUAAAAAUAGUGAAUUGUAAACCAUGAUAUGUAUAUACUAAAUUUCUGCAAUAGAAUAAAACUGGCAAGGACUGUAGUCUUUGAGUUCAAUUUCACUAUUUUAAGUUUUGGCUACUGGAGCAGCCAUCUUUGAUUAAUUUUUUUGGUUUUUGUUAAAGCAAAAGCAGUUGAAAUGACCAUAUUUAUCUAGUGAUUCUCGUGUCCAAUCUCAGUGGA
This is a messenger RNA of Lycium ferocissimum, 3666 nucleotides long. RefSeq names its product leucine-rich repeat receptor protein kinase EMS1-like. The record is from RefSeq and is a predicted model, not a curated record. The transcript has a single exon. Lineage: Eukaryota; Viridiplantae; Streptophyta; Magnoliopsida; Solanales; Solanaceae. Bases 391 to 3477 code for a protein of 1028 amino acids. Gene Ontology annotation, molecular function: protein binding.